AUGGAGAGUAUUGUUCAGUUGGUCAUACAAAAAUUGAACGAUGUUGUAACGAAGGAAGCGGAUUUGCUAUUCGGAGUAGAUGAUCAGAUCAUAUCCCUUCGAACCAAACUUGAAUGGAUGCGUGCCUUCCUCGAAGAUGUCGAUAGUAUUGGCAGAGAGAAUAAAAGAUUUAAGAUUUGGGUGACUCAAAUAAGAGACGUAGCCUACGAUGCUGAGGAUGUCAUCGACUCCUACAUCUUUAACAUUGAACAGAAACGAGCUGAGACAAGUGCUGGAUUGGUGAGAUGCCUAAGUAGUUUUGGUGGUUGCAUCAAAGCCAUACCAGCCAUCCACGAGGUUGGAAAGAAGAUCCUCAACCUAGAAAGAAGGCUCGGCGAGAUCAAGGAGAACAUAUCACAGUACGGCGUCGGCAAUAUAUCAGUUGGUGGAGAAGCUUCGUCUUCUUCAAAUCAAAGCCAGCUGCGGAGGGAGAAGAUGACUCCCAUCGAUGUGGUCGGUUUUGAGGACGAGACAGAGACACUGGUGCGGCAGCUGACUGAAGGAGAUGCGCGGCGUGCUGUUAUUUCGAUCACGGGUAUGGGAGGAAUAGGUAAGUCUACUCUCGCAAAGAAAGUUUACAAUGACAUCCAUGUAAAGAAGAGUUUCGAUUUUCAUGCUUGGGUGUAUGUCUCUCAACAAUAUCUAGUCCGGGAGCUUUUACUGAGCAUUAUAAAAUGCUUUAGAGCCCUCGAACGAGAUGACAAGAAGAUGAUGACUGAGGAAGACUUGCGGCAGGAACUCUCUCAGCACUUACAAAGGAAGAGAUAUCUGGUGGUAAUCGAUGAUAUAUGGAGUAGACAAGCUUGGGACAGUUUGGUUUCUGUAUUUCCAGAUACGGAAAAUGGCAGCAGAGUGCUUCUCACGACUCGCAAUGAAGAUGUAGCAAGGCAUGCAGACGCACAGAGUACACCCCAUAAACUCCGUUUGCUGGAUGGAAACGAGAGCUGGUCACUGUUCUGUAAGAGAGCACUUCCCGGAAAUCUUUCUCCUACGUGCCCUCCAAAUCUGGAAGAGUUGGGGAGAAAGAUGGUCGCCAAAUGUGGAGGUUUACCUCUAGGAAUUGCGGUAUUAGGAGGCGUCCUAUCAAUAAAAGAGAAGUCAGUGAAUACGUGGGAGAAGGUUCUUAAAAGUGUGGAAUGGUGGCUACAUGAAAGCAAAGAAGAUGAGAUCUCAGGCAUAUUGGCCCUGAGUUACCAUGACAUGCCCUGUUACUUGAAGCCCUGUUUUCUUUAUUUUGGAGCUUUUCCUGAAGACUCUGAAAUCAAUGUCCGCCAAUUGAUUCAGUUGUGGAUAGCAGAAGGAUUCGUGCAGAGAAGAGGAGAAGAAGAAAUGGAGGAUGUUGCGGAGGAUUACCUGGAUGAGCUCAUCAGUAGAAGCAUGAUUCAGGUGGCAAGCAGGGAGAGCAAUGGAACGGUUUUUAUAUGCCGUAUUCAUGAUCUUCUACGAGACCUCUCAAUAUCAGAAGCGAAGGAGGAGAGAUUUCUCGAAGUGCAUGGGAACAUGGCGCCUGAAUUACCUACAAAGGCUCGCCGACUUGCAAUUACUUGUGGUGACAUCAGUAAGUCCAUCUCUCUUAACCGCUCCACUCCACAACUCCGCUCUUUGUUGCGCUUCAGUUAUGAGAGAGAGAUGUUGGAAAAACCACAGUUGAAAAUCCUCUUGGGAGCUUUCAAAUUGCUCAGGGUGAUGGAUCUCCAAUUCCUAGACCUCUCUCGUCUUCCGGAUGAAAUAGGGUAUCUAAUCCACUUGAGGUACCUACGUCUUAGGGGAACCGGGUUAGAAAGGCUACCGUCCACCAUAACUCGCCUGUCCAAUUUACCGACUCUCGAUCUAUGGGAUACAAAUAUAAUAACACUACCAGAUGAUAUUUGGAAGAUGGAGCAGAUACGACACCUACUCGUAGGGAAGUAUAUAAACCAGCCAUGUCGAAUCAGCAACAUCAUGCAAAUCCAUCGCUUAAGCAAUCUCCAGACUCUAAAAAUAGUAGAGGGGGGCAGCUGGAUAGAAGAUGGGUUGGAGAAACUAACCAAUUUGAGAGAUUUGACGAUUAGGGGAGAUCUCAAAAUGUCAUUGUCCCAUUCCAUUUGUAAAUUGGUCCGCCUCAGAAAUUUGUGGGUAGAGGCACGUGCUGAUUCCUCAAUUCCAGCUUUUGCAUCCUUCUCAAAUCAUCACCAUCUAUUUAACAUAAGUUUGGACGGAUCCUUAGAGAAAUUACCAGACGUACAUGAGUUCCCACCUAACCUCACUUCGCUACUCUUGGAGGGGUCCCAAUUAGAGCGAGACCAGAUUGGAACGCUGGAGAUGCUGCCGAACCUUCGUAGACUCUGUUUAUUCUCGAGAUCUUACGUUGGAAAGGAAAUGGUUUGCUCGGUCGGAGGGUUUCCACUGCUCGACUAUUUGACUAUUUAUGACUUGGAUGAAUUAGAGGAGUGGAGGGUGGAAGAAGGAUCGAUGCCGAAUCUUAGACAUUUGAAGAUUUGGAAAUGCAGAAGAUUGAAGAUGCUUCCUGAUGGAUUGCAACAUAUCAGCACCCUUCAAAAAUUGAAGGUGAGAGGCAUGCCGGAGGAAUUCGGAGAAAGGGCACGAAAAGACGAAGGAGACGACUGGCAUAAGAUCCGACAUAUACCCUCGCUUAUCAUCAACGACUGCUAG
Molecule: messenger RNA, 2691 nt
Organism: Magnolia sinica
Lineage: Eukaryota; Viridiplantae; Streptophyta; Magnoliopsida; Magnoliales; Magnoliaceae
Product: probable disease resistance protein RF9
Exons: 1
Coding region: 1-2691 (896 amino acids)
Biological process (GO): defense response to other organism
Molecular function (GO): ADP binding
Source: RefSeq, a predicted model, not a curated record